Molecule: messenger RNA, 1735 nt
Organism: Arabidopsis thaliana (thale cress)
Lineage: Eukaryota; Viridiplantae; Streptophyta; Magnoliopsida; Brassicales; Brassicaceae
Product: UDP-Glycosyltransferase superfamily protein
Exons: 2
Coding region: 212-1267 (351 amino acids)
Molecular function (GO): UDP-glycosyltransferase activity
Source: RefSeq, marked reviewed
GUAGAAAACAAACAUUUAAGUAUUGAUUAUGCCACAUAUCGUAAAAGGAGAGUGCCAAAUGUCAUGGAAAUGCUCUUAUAUUUCUAAAUUGUUUUAUUUUAUUUUUUCUUUUGUGGCCGUGAGGACAAAGAAAUCGGAAAUGGAGGAAACAUCGGAGAGAAGGAGAAGGGUAGUUUAGGUUCCAGUUCCAGCUCAAGGACACAUAUCUCCGAUGAUGCAACUUGGGAGAGCCCAUUCUUUAAAGGGUUUCUCGAUUACAGUUGCUCAGACUAAGUUCAAUUACUUAAACCCUUCCAAAGACUUAGCUGAUUUUCAGUUCAUCACCAUCCCAGAGAGCUUACCAGCCUCGGAUCUGAAAACUCUUGGGCCAAUUUGGUUUAUUAUUAAACUCAACAAAGAGUGUGAAAUUAGCUUCAAGAAGUGUUUAGGUCAGUUUUUGCUGCAACAACAGGAAGAGAUCGCAUGUGUCAUCUACGACGAGUUCAUGUACUUUGCUGAAGCUGCAGCCAAAGAGUUUAACCUUCCCAAAGUUAUUUUCAGUACCGAAAAUGCGACGGCUUUUGCUUGUCGCUCUGCCAUGUGCAAACUCUAUGCAAAAGAUGGUAUAGCUCCCCUUACAGAAGGAUGUGGGCGAGAAGAGGAGCUAGUGCCAGAGUUGCAUCCCCUUAGAUACAAAGACCUACCAACUUCAGCAUUUGCACCAGUAGAAGCCUCAGUGGAAGUGUUUAAAAGUUCAUGUGAGAAAGGGACAGCUUCCUCUAUGAUAAUCAACACAGUGAGUUGUCUAGAGAUUUCAUCCUUGGAGUGGCUUCAACAAGAACUUAAGAUUCCGAUAUAUCCUAUAGGCCCACUUUACAUGGUUUCUUCAGCUCCUCCUACGAGUCUACUAGACGAGAAUGAGAGUUGCAUUGAUUGGCUGAACAAACAAAAGCCAAGUUCUGUCAUAUACAUAAGCUUGGGGAGCUUUACUUUGUUGGAAACUAAAGAAGUGUUGGAAAUGGCUUCCGGGUUAGUUAGUAGUAACCAAUACUUCUUGUGGGCGAUCCGACCUGGAUCCAUACUUGGUUCUGAAUUAUCUAAUGAAGAAUUGUUUAGUAUGAUGGAAAUACCGGACCGAGGCUACAUUGUGAAAUGGGCUACACAGAAACAAGUGCUUGCACAUGCAGCGGUUGGAGCGUUUUGGAGUCAUUGUGGAUGGAACUCGACCCUAGAGAGUAUUGGGGAAGGAAUUCCGAUUGUAGGCCUUUUACUACUGAUCAAAAGGUGAAUGCAAGGUACUUGGCAAAUGUAUGGAGAGUUGGGGUUCACGUGGAGGGUGAGCUCGAGAGAGCUGUGAAAAGGUUAAUGGUGGAUGAAGAAGGGGGAGAGAUGAAGAUAAGUGCUCUCAAUUUGAAAGAGAAACUGAAAGCAUCUGUUUUGCCUGGAGGUUCUUCAUACAAUUCACUAGAUGACUUCAUCAGGACUCUGUGAAACUAUUUAGUACCUAUGCUUUGGUUUGCAAAUUAAUGAAAUCAUGUACUGUUUUACGGUGUGAACUAUAUAUAUUCUUGGAUCUCAUCACCAGCGUCUCAAGCAACUACUCCGAAGUGUAUAACAACGUACGCAACAAUCUUCUUCAUUUGGAAAGAAAGAAACAACAGUACAGUACCGGCUCCACAACAGCACCGCUACUUCUCACUGUUAAUUGUUCAAGUAAAUUGACAGAUGCAUAAGCGACAGAAUCCUUGGCAGCAUU